ACUCGAAUUCUCAAGUUGUACGGGUUUGUUAAGCACCGUUAAGCUUAACGAGAUAGUAGUGUAGCUCGAGAGAGUCUCUCGGGAGGCUGGAUUAGCCACAAGUUGUGGUGAACCAGGGUAAAAUCGGUCCUAUACCCCAAUAUAAAUGAGGCCAUCUAGCUAGUUGCAUUGCCUGCACGAGAGUACAUACUUACGCUAAAACACAACAUGUGGAAAUGGGUGCGCCCAAAGAAAGUACAUGCGAUUAGUGAGAAAACAACUGAACUUUGGGGUAAAAUUAAACACUCCACCUUCUCCACUACCAGCAGCGGCGGUAAACAUAACAAAGAAGCUAGUACGACAACAAGCCACGGCGGCGGCGUGAACAAGCGGAGAUGCGGCUGCGGUUGCUGCCUCAUCAUCUUCGGCGGCAUACUCCUCAUUCUCUUGGGCAUUGUGGGUUUAUUGAUAUGGUACGCGCGGCCUUCGCAGCCGGUGGUUACGCUGGCCGGCACCCGCCUCGAGCACAUCAAACUCAAGGUGAAGGUGUUCCCGCCCUCGGUCAAGUUGGAGAUCACCAUGGGCGUCACACUCAACGUCAACAACACCAGCAACGUAGACAUCACGUACCAGGCGGUGACAGUGCAGCUGAGCUACGAGGGCAAGGAGCUGGUCGACUCCACCUCCACCAACGGCGAGAUCAAACCCAUGGAAUCUUCCCCCGUUGACUUAACCCUUGACCUCUCCGCCGACAAAAUCGCAAGCACCGUGCCUUCCUUGAUCGAGGCUGCUGUCAAGAACCAACCCGUUACUUUCGACGCCCUCAUCUCCUUUAAUGGCGAUGCUGGCCUCCCUCCACUCGGUUUCAUCACUUUCUCCCAUCCCCAUUUCGAGGACCACGCAUCCAAGGAGGGAUCAAGCGUUGACUCACAAGUUGGAGAUGAAGUGGACAUCAAACCUAAAGCAAUAAACAAAGAUGACAGGAGGUUCAACGUUGUGGACAAAAAUGAAGGUCCUCUUGCAGAAGAUGUUGCUAAUGUCGACAAGCCAGAUCCUACUUUUCAGGAAUUUUCUACCUCAGCUGGUGUGGUCAUUGCAGAAUAUGAAAUUCCAAAAAGUGUUGACAAAGUAACAGAUGCAGAUGGUAAACAAGCACACUCACUUAUGUUGAUUGACACCAUCAAGUUGUUUGAGCUUGUCGAUGUGGUCAAGACGGAGCACCUGGUUUCGCCGAGAGCAACUACAUAUGUUCUGUGCCCCGUCUCAUCUUUCCAUCACUUUGCUCCAAGAUCCAAGAUGGUUGAAGAUUCAAAGAGUGGAUUGCUCCUUUGGUUUAGCAUUCUUUCUCCGGUUCUAAAGCAUGAGUGGGAGCCUCCACCUUGAGGACAAGGAUUUUGAAAGGCUACAUUGUAUCCUUUUGUUUUGUGAAAUGUGAAGAGUGAUAUUAUUCUAUUUUGGGGUUUUUUAAUUUGAUGUUGGUGGUUGAAGAGAUUCAUUUUUUGUAAUGAUUUUAGAUGUUCAUUUUGGCGUUGUACCGGUUGAUGUUUGUUUUGGUGUUUUGAUGUUCGUUUGGGUAAGAUGAAAAAAUGAAAAAUAAUCUUAGGGCUGAUAU
This is a messenger RNA of Cuscuta campestris, 1591 nucleotides long. The record is from the annotation of a GenBank genome assembly. Lineage: Eukaryota; Viridiplantae; Streptophyta; Magnoliopsida; Solanales; Convolvulaceae.